AUGUCAGAACUGCCAGGAUUAAAAAGUAAAUCAAACAAUGCUGUUAUGGCCAAUGUACCUCGAACAAGAGGGAGGAUUUUAUUGGAACUUGCUAACGAGUUACAGGAAAAUAAAGAAGAUACGAAUACCAUUAUUACAAGUCAACAUCAAGAGCCCGAGCCGGAAUAUUCUGCUGAUAGAAAAAAUAAUGUGCUGGAGUGGGUGAAGUCAAAUAAAUUUAACGUCUACGAAAAUGAUGAUCCCCAAAACAGUCAUUCUGAUUCCGAUAACACUAACAGCACUGACGAAUACAAUCAAUCUCACAUAUCCAGGUCUUAUGUUUCCGAUUCCGUUGAUUUAGAUUCUGAUAUUAGCUCAAAUAUUUUGAUAGUUCAGGAACCAAUAGUCGUUAAUAGAAGCUUUAAAAAUGAAGUAUUUACAAAAAUGAAAGCAGACCAAAUAUCAUUAGUUGCAAAAAGAGACCCAUUAAUUCGACAUUUUGGGGAAAACUACUUAAAGAAACAUAAGCGCGCUCAAAUUUCGGUCGCUUGCUCUAAUAAAAUGAGGGAAUGCUCUAGAUUACUAAUUGAAAUGCGCCGACAUACCGAGAAGAAAAAUUUACCUUUUUUUGACAUAUUAAACCCUAUGCUCUUUGAUACCGUUGUAGCAAGUGCAAGACUAAUCAGCGGUUACAACGAGGAAACUAAAAUCUAUAAAGCUCCAAGUUUGGCCAUGCAUUUGGGAACUACACUAAAGCAAAUAUGUGAUUUGUGUAGUCAUUUGUUAAUGAAAGAUCACCCCGAUAUUUUGUGUAACGAUAAAGAUGCAAAACUAAAAGAAUUGAAGAGAUUUAAGUUGUUAGUGAAUAGUCAGUGGAGUUUUGAAAUAUCGUCAUUAGCUGUGAAAGAUCUUGCGGAAAAAAAGUGGAAUAAACCAGUUUUAUUACCUCUAACAAAAGAUAUAAUAAAAUUUAGAAAUCACGUUGUAAACUGCGCAGAAACUAAUUUUGAACUCUUACAGCAAGAUUGGACAAAUCAACAAGCUUUUAAGAAAGUAGUUGAUUCUGCAUUAUCAUAA
Messenger RNA from Diabrotica balteata, 1056 nucleotides. The record is from the annotation of a GenBank genome assembly. Lineage: Eukaryota; Metazoa; Arthropoda; Insecta; Coleoptera; Chrysomelidae.